AUGAAGCCUCAGGCGACACACGCGCCAAGGCUUCGGUGCCAUCUGCCCUGGACAGCUACCAAGUUGAUUCGCGCGCGUCAACUUUCGAACGCCCAGACGCAAUUAUAUCCUUGCGCACUUACCUCUGCUGCGGUGGACACUCGAUCUUCGAGUAGGCCCAAUUCAGUCCCCGCCUCUCAAUACAAUGUCCGCAUAAACCAAACCACGCGUCUCAAGCGGAACGUGGACUUUGCGAUGUCGCUGCGUCCCCUCGGAUCUCAAUGCCUACCCUAUACACAUCUAUUACGCAACGUACCGCCCACGAGAUAUGUUAUAUCGUCGCAACUGAGGCGCUUUCCUCAGCCAUGUAACAACCGUCGCACACAUCACGGAUCCGCGACACCUCCGCAUCAUACUCACCGAGCUUCCUUUUCGCUCGGGAGAUUUCUCAGUGAUCUAUUAAGACCUACACACGCCUUUCCGAGCCAUGAUAAGACACCAUGGACUCAGAAAUGUCGCCAUGGGACUUCAGCGACCAACAGCCUAGAACAUUGCGCGCAUUGCGGCGGAAAGGCCAUUCCCAAGGCCCGAACACUCAUCGACCGCAGCAAUCCCUCCAGCGGCUGGCAUUGCAAGGCCUGCACUCGGAGCGUCCGUCUUCGUGGUCAUCUACCGAACGAGGAGCAGCUGGUAGCAAUGAGUCGGCGCAGACUGAUGCUACAGAGCGGAGAGGCUAGCAAAACAAGUCCGUGCCGACACUGCGGCAGGAUGACUGCUCCCAGAACCAGCCGUAAAUUUGCCAAUCCGGAUGACCCCUCCGCUGGGUUUCAUUGUCGGACCUGCGUUCGACACAAGAGUAUCCACGGCAACCUCCCAACCGAGACAGAUCUUGCAGCAUAUAGAUAUCGGAGUGCGGUUUGGAGUAGGAAACCUCCUACCGGCGACUCAGGAAACGAAGCACCAGACAUCUUGCGGGAAGACCGAGAGACCCCCGGACCAUCCGAGUCCUCUCCACCUCCCGGUCCUACCUCACAGAAGCAAAGCCGCGAUGCACGCCCCUGCAUUCACUGCGGCGACAUGACCACCUCAAAAAGUAAGCGGAAACUUGUCGAGCCUCGCAAUCCGGCCGCUGGAUACUACUGCCAGCCGUGUUCGCGGAGCCUACUUGAAACGGAUGCCUUGCCGAGCUCGGUGCGAAUUGCAGCACUUAGGAAGCUCCGAGCGAAGCGCUCGAGAUCCGGCCCUAGAUCUUUGGAAAGCCCUUGCCGUCACUGUGGAGAUAUGACUCUCCCCAGUAGCAAGCGUCGACUCGUUGAGACAAAAAAUCCAGAGGCUGGAUUUUACUGUCGUGCCUGCGCGGAUUGUCUGCGUGAGACUGGUGUCCUCCCUAGUGAGAUACGCCUCACGGUUCGCAGAGCGCGGGAGGAAGUCAGGUUGAAGAAUCUUGAGGCCAGAUCAUCUGAAAAGUCGCGCUCUUCGGUUCCUACGCAGGGAAAUUCUACACUAGCAGAUAUGCCCACUGGAAAUCCGACGGCUUGA
Molecule: messenger RNA, 1518 nt
Organism: Penicillium bovifimosum
Lineage: Eukaryota; Fungi; Ascomycota; Eurotiomycetes; Eurotiales; Aspergillaceae
Exons: 1
Coding region: 1-1518 (505 amino acids)
Source: RefSeq, a predicted model, not a curated record